GGCAAUUGAUUCGACUAUCCUAUCUGAUCAUAUAUUUCGCCUAUUGAAAUAUAUUACCCCUUUAUUGAAGUCGCCCUCGACUUGAUAUCCGCCUAUCAAAUAACAAUCAGAAACACCGCUACAUAAUUCACUACAUAAUUAACAUAACGGAUAUCCACGCUACUACCGACAUGCCUAACAACGCUCACACCCCAAGCCCUGAGGUCGAGCUGCCUAAGCGCUCGGCACCUAUCUUAAUGUUAUUAAACCGCAACCUCGAGACCCCAGAGGGCUCCGCCACCCCACCGAACACCAACACAGAGACUAGCACACCUCCAUUGGGGCCAGUAAGAAUCAAGCGCAAGUACGAUGAGGCCUUCGGCACGCCGCCGGAGUUGCCUGAAGAAGAGGACGAGGACCAAACGGGCCGCUCGAUCAAGCGUUGCCGUAUGGUUAUGGUUGAGACUCCUUCCAUCAUAGAGAGAAUGUACGCUUCUGCUUCUAACGCUAUCACCCCCCCUGAGGAGCAUCCCGAUACCACUGCUACUGCUACUACUACUGCUGCUGUCGCUUCCCCCGAGGACGACUCCGAUUUAAGCGACAGCGACGAUGUCUCCGUGGAUGACUUGGAGCCAAUUGACCCCGAAGAUCUUGAUCUUAUAAUCGACGCUGACUUCGUGAGCCUGAUCGCGGAGGUAUAUCCCGAUGUGUCCUACAGCGGGGUCGGCGGUAUGACGUCUGUUGGCCUGGAGACCAUCGCUGGGCUCUACGCGCCGGAGGAGAUGGUUAAUAGGGAUGAAGAUGACUCGGAGGAGGAAGAGGAGGUGGAAGAGAUUGAGGAGGUAGAAGAGGUGGAGGAGGUAGAAGAAGUGGAAGAGGAGGUCAAGGAGGAUGAGGAAGAUGAGGACUCCUCCUCGGACGACGACUCCUCGGAAGAGGAUGACGAGGAAGAUGUCUCGGAAGAGGAGUAAAGCUCCCUAUUUCUUAAUAGGAUGCUAAAGUCUGGCUUAUGACAACAUGAAGCCAUGAAGCGUAAGCGAUGGAUUGCGGGACUGGAGUUGCAUUGUUACUUUCAUGUUUUAUGUUACCAUCAUGGUCUCAUGGGCCAACAUAUUGUUUUAACUUGGUGGCUGUUUAUUAACACGGAGGAAGUUUUCAUGUUUGGCUUAGGUCUUGAAUAGGAGGAUAUAAUUGCAUUGGACGGAUACUGGGUCCCCGGGUUUUGGGUUACUAUUUAUACAUAGUGCCUUUUGGGAUAUACGGAUAAUACAGAUAUC
Messenger RNA from Daldinia loculata, 1256 nucleotides. RefSeq lists its product as uncharacterized. The transcript has a single exon. The coding region runs from base 171 to 950 and encodes 259 amino acids. NCBI's taxonomy places the organism in Eukaryota, Fungi, Ascomycota, Sordariomycetes, Xylariales, Hypoxylaceae. The record is from RefSeq and is a predicted model, not a curated record.